This is a messenger RNA of Brassica napus (rape), 2965 nucleotides long. RefSeq names its product protein SOMBRERO. The transcript has 4 exons. NCBI's taxonomy places the organism in Eukaryota, Viridiplantae, Streptophyta, Magnoliopsida, Brassicales, Brassicaceae. Gene Ontology annotation, molecular function: DNA binding. Bases 733 to 1806 code for a protein of 357 amino acids. Gene Ontology annotation, biological process: regulation of DNA-templated transcription. The record is from RefSeq and is a predicted model, not a curated record.
UGUACAUGUAUAUACUUGUACAUUUGAUUAGUACAAAAUACAAAUUAAAUAAAAAAUAUAUAUAUUUGUACGAGUAGAUACAAUAUUGAUUGGAAAAUUUUAGCCAAAAAAGAAGAAGACAAGAAUUUGAUUGGGAAAUGAAAUCAACUGUUAAAGAAAAAGUAGACUAGACAAUGUUAAAGUUAAAUAAGAUGUGCGAAUGGAAAAUUGAUUUAUAACAUAUAAUACCACAAAAAAGUUCGAUAUGGAAUCUGUAAGAUUAUUUGCUCACAAGAAAUUACAUUUUCUAGAGAUGAAAUCUAUUUUUAGAUGUAUAUAUAGAUUGAGAUUCAUAACAUGAAACUGUUAUAAUAAUUGCCGAUACAAUAAAGUAGUUAUCAUAUAUUUCUGUGACCAGCAUUGGUAUAUUAAAUUGAAUACAAAUAAUGGUGGCACUAAUCCAUAGAAACCCGAGUCUCUCACUCUCUCUCAUCUCUCUAUCUCAAAGAAUAAGAAAGAAAGAAAGAAAGAGAUAGAUAGAUAGAAACCCUAAACAUCGUGCCCUUGAAGCUAAGAUAUCUUCAGUUUUGUAGAAAUUCAUUGUGCUUGCGUAUUUGCCUUCUCUCUUUCAUUGUCUUCUACCUCUUGCCUCUAACAGAAGCAAUACUUUCCGGCCUCCAAGGUUAUAUACAAUUGAUUAGGGAAAAGGACUAAAGGGAAGUAUUUGAUUUGCUUAAAGAAGAGAUCCAGAUAAUGGAGAUAGGCUCGUCGUCCACGGUGGCCGGAGGAGGACAGCUCUCAGUGCCUCCUGGUUUCCGUUUUCAUCCAACCGAGGAGGAGCUUCUAUAUUAUUACCUCAAGAAGAAGGUUUCUUAUGAACCAAUUGAUUUAGAUGUGAUUAGAGAAGUUGAUCUCAACAAGCUUGAACCUUGGGAACUUAAAGAGAAAUGCAGGAUCGGGUCGGGUCCUCAAAAUGAGUGGUACUUCUUUAGCCACAAAGACAAGAAGUAUCCGACUGGGACUCGAACCAACCGGGCCACUGCAGCCGGGUUCUGGAAGGCUACUGGUAGAGACAAAUCCAUACAUCUAAACAGUUCCAAGAAGAUUGGACUUCGUAAGACUCUUGUCUUCUACACUGGUCGUGCUCCUCAUGGCCACAAAACUGAAUGGAUCAUGCAUGAAUAUCGCCUAGAUGAUAACGAAAACGAAAUACAGGAAGAUGGAUGGGUUGUAUGCAGAGUGUUCAAGAAGAAGAAUCAUUUCAGAGGAUUUCACCAAGAACAAGAUCAAGAUCAUCAUCAUGAUCACCAAUACAUAAGCACCAACAAUGAUGAUCAUCAGCAGCAGCAUCACAAUGAGUCCAAUCCAAACAAUCAUUCUUCUUUGAUCUCACAUUCUCUGGAUCAUCAUCAGAAUCAUCAUCACAUGGGAAGACAGAUCCACAUGCCAUUACAUGAGUUUGCAAACACUUUAAGCCAUGGCUCAAUGCAUCUCCCUCAGCUCUUUAGCCCUGACUCGGCCCAACCGUUUGUGUCGUCAAUCAACACAACAGACAUUGAAUGCUCACAGAAUCUACUGAGGCUGACUUCUAACAACAACUAUGGUGGAGACUGGUCGUUUCUUGACAAGCUUCUUACUACAACCAACAUGAAUCACCAACAGCAACAACAAGUGCAGAACCAUCAAGCAAAAUGUUUUGGUGAUUCGAGUAACAACGACCAGGCUGUUACUCAUGACAAUGGUGGUUCUUCUUCAUCUCCAAAUAAUCAAAGGUUCCCGUUUCACUAUCUGGGAAACAAUGCUAAUCUUCUCAAGUUCCCAAAGUAAACUAAUCAAGUUUGAUCAGUCUCAUGUUUUCAAUUUUAUUUACUCUCUUCUUUAAGCUGUGGAAGUUGUCACAGAAACAAGUACCUGCUGUUUUUGAAAUGUGUUUUUGUUUUUUCUAUAAUUAUGUCUUUCAUUAUUGAUCUCAUGUUCUGUCUCUCCGAGGAUUAGUACCGCGUCAUCAGACUCAUCACAAAAGUACAUGUUCAAUACUUGUUUUGCACCAUCACAAAAAUAGUUUCCACUAUACAUGUUCAAUACUUUUUUCUUUACGUUUUCAAAAAUAGUCUGAGAAAAUGUAUACAUGUCAAAUAUGAAAAUAUUUGUUAUUAUUAUUUUGUGUGUUUUAAAUAAUCUAGACGGCAUGCGUUGAAAAAAUGUGUUUAUUUUUUUCUUUUUCUUUCUGACGGUGUGUUUUGCUGGUCCAAACACAAAAGAAAUCAAAUCGUUUAGGAGCGGUGGCCGACCAAAUUACUUUACUUGUAUUAUAUCAUAAAGUAACAAUGGAAGCUAUCUUGCGAUUGCAUGCAUACAUGUAUACUUGUAUGUUACCCUUACCAGUCCAUUCAACUAUAAUUUUCCAUUAAUAAUAAAAAAAUAAAGACAUAUUUAUAAUUUUCUCAAAAAAAUUCAAUAAGAAUCGAGUUCAGAUGCAAGAUAUAUAUACAUACAUAUAUAUAUUUGUUUUGAUUGUCAACCAAACUUUUUUUUUGUCAACCAAACCUAUAUUUAUUUUCUCAUGAGACUUCUUCCAGGUUCUAAAAGAAACAUUUUUAGCAUUCAAAACAAAAUACACGGUGAACCGACCACGGUUUGUUAUAUAUAUGAUGGGCCCAAUCAUUGCCGCCCCACAUUGGCAUAAGGCGCUUUUGAGUUUUGAAGUUGAAGUGUCCACUACAAAGCCUCUAAUAAAAUAACCAUUUAGAGUUGCCUUUUCUGUUAAUAUAUACUGUAGUAUGAAGUGUUUUGGAAUGUUAAUAUUAUGGAAUCAACAAAACGUUAUUACUUUAUAAUUACUUUGGAAUGAGAUGAGAAAGGAGUUAAAAUGAUUCUUUCAGGUUAAAAGUCAACCUUUUUUUAUGUUGUUGUUGCCAAUAGUGAUUUUGAAUCUUGGCCAUGUUCUUUAUAUGAUCUCUGCUGAUUUAGGAGAUUGGUAUUUAAU